Messenger RNA from Hyla sarda, 1727 nucleotides. It is a transcript of the gene ALG12, whose product is annotated as ALG12 alpha-1,6-mannosyltransferase. Gene Ontology annotation, cellular component: endoplasmic reticulum membrane. Gene Ontology annotation, molecular function: alpha-1,6-mannosyltransferase activity. The record is from RefSeq and is a predicted model, not a curated record. NCBI's taxonomy places the organism in Eukaryota, Metazoa, Chordata, Amphibia, Anura, Hylidae. The coding region runs from base 195 to 1658 and encodes 487 amino acids. Gene Ontology annotation, biological process: protein N-linked glycosylation. The transcript is spliced from 9 exons.
GUGGAGUGUGGAGUUCGCCGACCCAGCAUGCUGUGCGAGUCACUGGAGUUCACUACUACUAGAGACACAUGCGUAUAAGUACGGAGCCUCUUAUGGACAGGGCUCGGUGCUGCCACUCUCCUCCAUCAGGGGGCGCUAUCACUUAAGGCAACUUCAUCCAAAGGGCAGGCUAAGGGGCGUUCCCUGCCUCCAAUAUGGCGGCGAAGAAGGUCCCUAGGAGCCAGUACCCCCUGCUGCUCCUCCUGGUGUCAGUAGCGGCCGUGCACCUUCUCACCUGUCCGUACACCAAGGUGGAGGAGAGCUUCAACCUGCAGGCGGCCCAUGACGUGCUGUACCACAGGCUGCAGCUGGAGCAGUACGAUCACCAGCAGUUCCCCGGGGUCGUCCCCAGGACGUUUCUCGGAGCCUUGUUCCUCGGUGCUGUGUCUGCCCCCGGUGUCUUCCUGCUGUCCCUGCUGGAGGUGCCCAAGUUCUACUCGCAACUCCUAGUACGAGGGUCUUUGGGUCUGACGGUGAUUUUUGCGCUAUGGCAGCUGCAGAAGGAAGUCCGGAAGCAGUUUGGAUCUCAUGUCGCUACGUAUUUUUGCCUGAUAACAGCCACUCAGUUCCACUUGAUGUUUUAUUGCACUCGCACCCUCCCUAAUAUAUUUGCCCUCCCUAUUGUUCUGCUCGCUGUUACGUUCUGGAUGAAGCAGAAGCCUGGUCCAUUUAUUUGGUUUUCAGCAUUGGCCAUUAUAGUCUUCAGAUCCGAGCUCUGUAUAUUGAUGGGGCUUAUGAUGCUGUUAUCUCUGCAGAAGGGAAGCAUCACAGUUCUUACAACUCUUCUGCAUGCAGUCCCGGCUGGAAUUAUAUGGCUUAGUUUAACCGUUAUGGUGGACUCCUAUUUCUGGAACCGGCUUCUUUGGCCUGAAGGAGAAGUUCUUUGGUAUAAUACUAUUCUGAAUAAAAGUUCAAACUGGGGCACGUCACCAUUCCUGUGGUAUUUUUAUUCAGCGGUGGUCCGGGCAAUGGCAUUUAGUGUUUUCUUUCUGCCAUUUGGCCUCUUUGAUAAAAGGAUGUGCCUACUUAUUGCUCCAGUUGUGGCUUUCAUAUUUCUGUACUCCUUCCUUCCUCACAAAGAACUUCGCUUUAUCAUUUACACGUUUCCUCUUUUAAACAUAGUGGCGUCUAAAGGAUGUUCAUAUAUAGUUCAGAAUUAUAAUAAAUCCUGGAUAUUCAAGUUUGGUACUUUCUUAGUCAUUGCCCAUCUUUUUGGAAACGCAGCAUACUCUGCCACUUCUUUGUACGUGUCUCAUUUCAACUAUCCUGGAGGUACUGCAAUGGAUCAGCUUCACAGACUGGUGGACCCAUCCACAGAUGUGUCUAUCCACAUAGAUGUGGCAGCUGCCCAGACAGGAGUGUCACGCUUUUUACAAUCUCAUUCACAUUGGAGGUAUGAUAAAAGAGAAGACCUUUUGCCAGAAGAAAAAGCAAUGGCUUCCUACACUCAUAUUAUUAUGGAAUAUGAGACUUCUAAUUUGCUACACUACAAGAAUACUCACAAAAUAUUGACAGAAAUAUCUGGAUUUGAUGGCUUUGGAUUCAAUGCUACUUUUCCACCACUUUAUCUCAGAUUCUUAACAAAAUUAAUAGUUUUACAGAGAACUCACUUUACAUAGUUUAGGACUUCAGUAGGUUUCUCCAGAACUUUUGUUUGUAGCGCAAGUCUAAUUCUCUCUCCCCCCCCC